Molecule: messenger RNA, 3422 nt
Organism: Galeopterus variegatus (Sunda flying lemur)
Lineage: Eukaryota; Metazoa; Chordata; Mammalia; Dermoptera; Cynocephalidae
Product: arf-GAP with Rho-GAP domain, ANK repeat and PH domain-containing protein 2-like
Exons: 12
Coding region: 7-1491 (494 amino acids)
Biological process (GO): signal transduction
Source: RefSeq, a predicted model, not a curated record
CCAGAUAUGCAAGAUGACAAGGAAAGAAUUAAAAAGUAUGGAGCUUUUAUACGUACUCUUCCAGGGGUCAACCGAGCAACAUUGGCAGCUAUAAUUGAACACUUGUACAGGGUUCAGAAAUGCUCAGAAAUCAAUCACAUGAAUGCCCAUAACUUGGCCUUGGUCUUCUCAUCCUGUUUGUUUCAAACUAAGGGACAAACUAGUGAAGAAGUGAAUGUAAUCGAGGACCUAAUUAAUAAUUAUGUUGAAAUAUUUGAGGUUAAAGAAGAUCAAGUCAGACAAAUGGACAUAGAAAAUAGCUUUAUUACCAAGUGGAAAGACACUCAAGUUUCCCAGGCUGGAGAUUUGCUAAUUGAAGUGUAUGUAGGAAGGAAGCAACCCGACUGCAGUAUUAUAAUUCGGAUAUCUCCUGUGAUGGAAGCAGAAGAAUUAACUAAUGAUAUAUUAGCAAUAAAAAAUAUCAUUCCCACAAAAGGGGAUAUUUGGGCCACAUUUGAAGUUAUUGAAAAUGAAGAGCUGGAGCGCCCUCUUCACUACACAGAAAAUGUACUGGAACAGGUGCUUCGGUGGAGCUCAUUAGCUGAACCCGGCUCUGCGUAUCUUGUGGUGAAGAGAUUCUUAACCAUUGACACAAUCAAACGCUACAGUGAGAGGAGUGCCCUGGAAAGUAUCAAAGAAGGAGUCUUGAAAAUCAAAGAAGAACCCUCUAAAAUACUGUCUGGAAAUAAGUUUCAAGACCGUUAUUUUGUUUUACGAGAUGGAUAUCUUUUUCUCUACAAGGAUGUGAAGAGUAAUAAACAUGACAAAAUGUUUUCUCUCAGUUCAAUGAGGUUUUAUCUUGGAGUAAAAAAGAAAAUGAAGCCUCCAACAAGUUGGGGAUUGACCGCAUAUUCUGAAAAACAUCACUGGCACCUGUGUUGUGAUAGUUCACAAACUCAGAUGGAGUGGAUGGCCAGUGUCUUUAUUGCUCAGCAUGAAAAUGAUAUAUGGCCACCAGCUGGGAAGGAACGAAAACGUUCGAUAACCAAAAAUCCCAAAAUCGGAGGUUUGCCUCUAAUUCCCAUCCAGCAUGAGAGAAAUGCAUCCCAAGCCGGGAGAAAUAUUGAGAGUGCAAGAGCAGAACUUGAAAGGCUGCGGCUCAGUGAGAAGCGUGAUAAAGAGCUCGUGGACCCCAGCUUAAAGGAGAGAGCCUCCAUUGUGGCCCACUGCCUGGAACACAAGGAAGAAAAACUUCAAAAUCGAACCAGAAAGCAUCGGAGUUUCAACUGCCUGGAGGACACAGAGGUGGAAGUCCCGAAUGGGCAACAAAAAGGCCAUAAAGGCAUAAAGACAUUGAGGAAGACUGAGGACAGGAAUAGGAAAGCUACUUUGGACUCUGACCAUAAGUUACCAUCAAAGGUAAUUGAAGAACUUAGUGUGGUUCUACAACAGUCAAGAACCCUUCCAAGAGAGUUACACGGGGAGCAGAUUUUGCAGAAAGAAAUAAAAUGAAUUGUCCUACAAAUUAUUUUUUGUUUCAAUAUUGUAUACAAUGUGUGUAAACCAGAAACCAAACUAUAAUUCAUGAGAAUUUAUCUGUCUAUUCUUAAGAAAUUUGUCUAUACUUAAGCAUUUAAAGAGCAUUUAAAAAUAUGUAUAUAUGUAAGUGUAAGAUUAACUUUAUUUUGUUCUGAUCAAAAAGCUUGUAAAGUUUACUUGUACUAUAUUAACCUUGUGUAAGAAGGUGUUGGGUUACUUUAAGUCAACCCUUUUAAAGUAGUUGUCUGUUAGGUUGUGUAAUUUAUGAACAGAAAUCUCAACCUGUACUGUAUUGUAUAAAGUUCUGUGUUUAAAUGAAUCUAUGAAACUGUAACAUAUUGUGCACUUUGAGAAACCUUGUAUAUUAAGUUACUAUAUGUUUUGGGGGUUAUAUAGGGUAGGGCCCACUUUAGGGGAAAAAAGGGAAGUAAAUUGAAAAGGGGGAUGAUUUAUUUUAGUGGCUGCCUGACAACACUGAAGUUUUAAAAAGAAGCAAAUGAGUUAACAAAUAUCCAAAAAACCAAGGAGGUGUGUUUAGAUUCAUUCUACUUCACUAAUGACCAGAACUAGUUCAUAAGAAACUGCUUGUUAAGAAAAAAGUCCAGUAUCUAAGUAUUUCCCAACAGUAAAAUUCAGCCAGAGGACAUGAAUAAUGGCACUGGCCACUCUUACUUAGGGUGUUAGUGAACUGGCCACAACAUGCGUUCACUACACUUGAGCUUUUCGUUGGUGGCUGCUAAGAGGAAACUUACACUGCAUUGGAGAGAUUGUGUGCACAGGACCAGGCACGGAUGCCAUUUGCACUGUCACCAUAUGCAAGCAAAUUUUUUAGAAUUCUAAUUAUACUUUUAUUACAAACAGAAUUCAUCAUUACAGGGUCCUGUUGCUGUUGUUGUUUUGUUUGAUUUGGGGUUGUUUCAUAUUGUGUGUUUAUUUCUUGUUAUUUUAAGAAAAGUUGUAAUAUCUUUCUAAACUGUCAGAAUUAACUGGAAUGGCACAACCUAUGGCCACUUGGGGAUGGGGAGGGCUCUUUUAACUCUACUGCACAUUUGGAGGCUACUGGUUCACAUUUAAUAGAGUUUUUUUUUUUUUUUUAGUGAAGUAGUGGUCACUUCCCUGUACUCAUGAAUAAUGACAAAGCCCUCUAUUUUUAUUUCCACAUAACGAUCAAUUACUGAAUUGGUAAUUUUCCAAAGACAACAAUACUAUCUAAUUACAAGCCAUGUUAGGGGCAACACUGUUCAUCAAUUUCUUUCAAAUUGUAUUAGGUUUGAUGAGUACUGAUAUUAAAAAUUAUGCAGUUAAGCUUUAUUCCUAGUAAUUCAUUUUUCCCUCUAUUUUUUACUUAUUUUUAUCAGAAUUUGUCUAUAUAUAAAGAUCCAUACUUCUGUCAGUACAAUCAUAGUACAGUAAUGUGCUAUUAAAUGCUAUGAAUUUCUUUAUUGUAAAAUACCACUUGGUGAUAAAAUAGUUUUCCAUGGGAAUGUGGCAUUUGUUCUUUAAAUUCAAAUAAAUCGGAAUUAAAAAAAAAAAAACUGUAGGGCAGUUUAUAAAAUAGGUGUCAUUAUUGGGGAGCCUUUCUUUAAAGCAAGAAAUCAUGUUGUUUAGGAAUAAAAAACUAAUCUUAAAUAUACUAUUAUUUCUAAUAAGUAAUGACACAUAUUAUUAUGAAAUAAGGUAUGGAAAUUAGAAUGUUUGGCAAUGUUGGACAGUGGAAGUGUAGUUGGAGUUUUUACCUGCCUUAUUUGAAUUUUUCUUGAAACCUGUGCUUAACAUCUAAUAGCUUCCGUUUCCCAUCCUUUCCUGAACAAUUGUCUCCAUUUUUCAAAUAUAAGAUAAUGUCUAAUGAUGGAAUCUCACAUAUUUUGAGUAAAAAUUAAAAUUGUUUUACAAGUCCACCUGAA